CAGCCCCGGCAGCCCCACAGGCCCCCCUCAGCUGGGAUGUUCCCCAAUGGCACCGCCUCCUCUCCCUCCUCUCCUAGCCCCAGCCCGGGCAGCUGCAGCGAAGGCGGCGGCAGCAGGGGCCCCGGGGCCGGCGCUGCGGACGGCAUGGAGGAGCCGGGGCGAAACGCGUCCCAGAACGGGACCUUGAGCGAGGGCCAGGGCAGCGCCAUCCUCAUCUCUUUCAUCUACUCCGUGGUGUGCCUGGUGGGGCUGUGUGGGAACUCUAUGGUCAUCUACGUGAUCCUGCGCUACGCCAAGAUGAAGACUGCCACCAACAUCUAUAUCCUAAACCUGGCCAUCGCUGAUGAGCUGCUCAUGCUUAGCGUGCCCUUCCUGGUCACCUCCACGUUGCUGCGCCACUGGCCCUUCGGCGCGCUGCUCUGCCGUCUCGUGCUCAGCGUGGACGCGGUCAACAUGUUCACCAGCAUCUACUGUCUGACCGUGCUUAGCGUGGACCGCUACGUGGCCGUGGUGCACCCCAUCAAGGCGGCCCGCUACCGCCGGCCCACCGUGGCCAAGGUAGUGAACCUGGGCGUGUGGGUGCUAUCGCUACUCGUCAUCCUGCCCAUUGUGGUCUUCUCGCGCACCGCGGCCAACAGCGACGGCACGGUGGCCUGCAACAUGCUCAUGCCCGAGCCCGCCCAACGCUGGCUGGUGGGCUUCGUGUUGUACACAUUUCUCAUGGGCUUCCUGCUGCCCGUCGGGGCCAUCUGCCUGUGCUACGUGCUCAUCAUUGCCAAGAUGCGCAUGGUAGCCCUCAAGGCCGGCUGGCAGCAGCGCAAGCGCUCGGAGCGCAAGAUCACCCUAAUGGUGAUGAUGGUGGUGAUGGUGUUUGUCAUCUGCUGGAUGCCGUUCUACGUGGUGCAGCUGGUCAACGUGUUCGCUGAGCAGGACGACGCCACAGUGAGCCAGCUGUCGGUCAUUCUCGGCUAUGCCAACAGCUGCGCCAACCCCAUCCUCUACGGCUUUCUCUCGGACAACUUCAAGCGCUCUUUCCAGCGCAUCCUGUGCCUCAGCUGGAUGGACAACGCCACGGAGGAGCCAGUCGACUACUACGCCACGGCCCUCAAGAGCCGCGCCUACAGUGUAGAGGACUUCCAGCCUGAGAACCUGGAGUCCGGCGGCGUCUUCCGUAAUGGCACCUGCACGUCCCGGAUCACCACGCUCUGAGCCUGGGCCACGCGGGGGCCCUGCGCCAAAAGAGGAGGAGAAGGAGGAGAAGGGAGGGCCGGGUGCGAAAGGGGACGGCAUCCAGGGCGCCAGGGUGUGGUGGCGGUAGCGUGGGGCUAGGGCACCGCCGGCCUCUGGUGCAGGGACCCGGGAAAGGCCCUUGACGAUGGUAGUAUUUGAGAGAGAUUUGUUUAUAAACUGAGACGGCUUUCUUGCCACCUCGUUCUCCCACCUUCGGCUCCUUUCUCAACUGCGCUUGCUCUCCUGACCCUUGCAUACUCCCACCCUGCAACUUUGACCCUUCCUUCCGCACCGUCCCGCCGGUGCAGAUCACGCACUCAUUAACAUUGCUACUCAGUCCAGUCCUCAGUCCCUCCAGCCGUUAUUUCUGUUUGUUCAAGCUGAGCCACGGCGACCGCCCAGGGUUUUCCUCGGGUUGGUCCCUAGCUCGCCCUCGGUCCCGCCCAGCCGCGCCCGGCGCUGUCCAGGUUCUGCCUGGCGCCC
Lemur catta (Ring-tailed lemur) is the source of this 1713-nucleotide messenger RNA. RefSeq names its product somatostatin receptor 1 (gene SSTR1). Gene Ontology annotation, biological process: cellular response to estradiol stimulus; neuropeptide signaling pathway. Lineage: Eukaryota; Metazoa; Chordata; Mammalia; Primates; Lemuridae. The transcript has a single exon. The coding region runs from base 37 to 1209 and encodes 390 amino acids. Gene Ontology annotation, molecular function: somatostatin receptor activity; neuropeptide binding. The record is from RefSeq and is a predicted model, not a curated record. Gene Ontology annotation, cellular component: neuron projection; membrane.